UCGCAUUCUCGUCGAGUUUUUGCUCCGCUCAAUCGGCAAAAGUUGAAACUGUGCGAACGUCGCAAUCAUCAGUUUCAAAGUGAAAUUUUCAGUUGGACAAAUUCUAAAAUUUGAAAUUUGUGAGGGGAACAGUCGUUCUUUUAAGAUUCAGGAAGAAUGAAGUGAAGUCAAGCAAGUGUGAAACUAGGGUUCCGAUAUAUUAAUACAGGACCACUUUGAAUGAUGGCGAGCAGCUCAGGGAUUGGAGGUGGGGGUGCCAAACCCCAUGAAAUGUCAUACGACGUGCUCAAUUGUUUUCCAGAAGAUGUAGAUUCUAAGGACUUGUUUACGACGAGAUGUUCCACCGUGGAGGAAAAGUAUCGACUUUUGGAGACGAGAGAUAAAGUACUCCGAGCUCGUAUACCAAAAGUCAAAGUACGUGUAGAAUUCGCAACGAGACUGUUUGGAACCUGUCCUGAUAUGUGCCCAGAAAAAGAACGAUACAUGCGACAGUAUCAGCGGCAACUGACGAGCUUCGAAAUUGAUAACAGUGCAGCGGAGGUGGUCGUGGAUCAUAAGAAAGCAAUUAAAGCAUACUCGAGAAGCUCUGCAGAUCAGGAUGAACCUCUUCCUCAUGACCUUCGUCCUGGAUCCACCCUGGAGAUGACUCUUAACUACCUCUUGCAUCACAUCGUGCCAAUGGGAGACGUUAAUGAAGACAUUUUGGGAGAUUGGUACAACUUUUUAUGGGACCGUACUAGAAGUCUCCGAAAGGACAUUACUCAACAGCAAUUAACAGAUUUGUGCGUUGUUUCCAUCAUGGAAAAGUGUGCUAGAUUUCAUAUUCACUGCUCGUCCAGAUUGUGUGAACUAGACGUAAAUCUAUUUGUGCCAAAGUUUAAUGAUGAAAACUUGGUCAAGUGUCUCCAAAGUUUAGAACAUUUAUAUGACGAUUUGCGCCGUCGUGACGUAAAGUGUCCCAAUGAGCCAGAAUUCCGUGCUUAUCAAAUAAUGAUGAAUUUAAAUGAAGGAGAUAUUCUUCUCAGUGUUCAACAAUGGCCGGAUUGGAUCCUUAAGUCUUCUCAAGUUCAAGCUGCAAUCAAAGUGCAUCAUUUUAUAUUUAGUAAAAACUUUGUUGGGUUUUUUCGUUUGGUAUACACCUUGCCAUACAUGUUUUCAUGUAUUUUACAUCGCUACUUUUACCAAGUUCGAUUCAGAGCCUUAUACUCCAUGUGCCGAUCUAUAGGAAGGAAGGGAGAUGGCCAGCUUGUGUUCUCAAACGUACAACGAAUGCUUGGAUACGGUGUAGGCAAGCCAAGCUCCGAGCUGCAACAUGUGUGUGACCUACAUGGGUUAGUUGUGGACUUAGAAAAUGACCGAAUUAUAUACAACAGGAGACGAUUUGUUAGACCGGAGUCUAGAAUCAUAAGUCGAGAAACGUAUUUGAUCGAGUCUAAACUAAUAACAACAACGGCAGAAGCCAUAAAUGGAGGGCCAUUGUCGGAGAACCCAAUGCUCACCUACAAACCUCAUGACAGUUUUAAUGAUGAAGGAUUUUUGAAACCUGGACUCGUUGCAGGACAAAGUUCAGCAGGAACUGUAGUUAUUGUUCCAAAGUCGGAACAAAAACCACCCAAGCUAAAGGACUCACCAGAUGCUUUUGCUACAGCUGCCAUUCAGAAAACCAAAAUGCCAGGAUUUAUGUCGAAAGCUCAUCCAGAUAUUCAGCCAACACACAGAGACCGACCUAAAAUUACGUCAAAAUUUCGAUUAAAUGAACAGGUUUUCAACCCCAAAUCAAAAUCUCCUACUCCGUCGCCUUUCGAUUUGACAGGUCGAAAAUCAAAAAUAAGCGUGGAUGUGAAGGAUGGUUCAGGUUUAAAAUCGUCAUCAAGUGUCACUCCAACUCCCACUGUCUUUGGUUCGGGACCAUCAGUUUUUGGAGGAUCAAGUUCUACCAAGUUGCCAAGUACCAAUGUGUUUAGUAGUGAAAAUGUCGUAAAAGCCCCUGUUCCAUUGAUGAGUAUUCCUUCUACACUUAUAUCACCACCAGAACCGGUCGAGAUUCCUGCCACCGUAUUCAAAUCACCUUUCGAAGGAAAAGGGGCGUUCACUGGUGCAUUUGGAAAUCAAGCAGUGUUUGGAGGAAACGCUGGAUUUUCCAGCGUAAGCGCAGUUCCCACAAGUACUCCUAGCAUCUUUUCUGCGAGUACUCCUAGCGUAUUUUCUUCGAGUACUCCUAGCGUAUUUUCUUCGAGUACUCCUAGCGCAUUUUCUUCAAGUGCUCCAAACGUGUUUCCAACUGGUGUUCCCAGUCCAUUUCCUGCAACUACAAGUGCUCCAAAAGUUGAAACAUUAAAAAAAGUAGAGGACGAGGACUUUAAAGCCAAAAAAUUACAACUUAUUGAUUCUGUUUGUGAUAAAGCAUUUGAUGAAGUGCUUCAUUCAUUUAUUCACAAAGAAUUACAACGAUCCGUGAAAGUAGUUUUGGAAAAGAAUAUAAUCGAAACAAAAAUGCAAGAAAAGUUACGGAUGAAAGAGGCACUAAGGAUGCAAAUGGCUGAACGAGCUAUGGAAUCGGUCCUUGAUAAACUUGUUCCUGAGUGCGUUUCAAAUAUUACGCAAGAAGAAGUCCAGCGAGAGCGUUGGUUACAAUUUGUUUGUGAACUGUAUGCCACGAAACAAAUUGACUCUAUUGUCACGAGUUUGGUGGGACCAAUUUGUCUGGCUUCAGUAAAUCAGCAACGAUCAGAAAAUGAAAAAAUAGUACGGAAAAUCGGCAUGAUACUCAAACGUUUGAAACUAAGACUCAUUAUCAACAAGUGGCGUGCCUACGCCCGAGGAAAACAAGUCGCACGGAAGAUGAAGGAGGAAAAACUGUUGUACGACAUGUUAAAUUUUCCAGCUACCAAUCCAGUUGGAAGAUCGCCAAAAGAAAUAUUACAUCAAUUUCGUGGAAACGGGAAAUCUCCAAACAUUAUCAAAACUGGAAUGACAACGAUAACUCUGCUUGACAAGUACGAGCGAGCACAAGCAGUUGCUCAAAAUUUCAAACACAGUAUAGCCAAUUUUGUCAACUCUUACAGCAAAAAGUCACCUCAACCCGCCCUUAUCUUUAGUCCAGAAAAACUACAUGUAAAUCAAGACUAUUAUCGUCAUUGUUAUAAGCGGCGUUGGCCUAGCGGUGAUGAAACUACUUGCUCAGAAACUGAUCCUGAAUUAUUUAAUGGUAGAAGAAACAAAUCUCCUAGACAAGAAUUUGUCAAAUCCAACAAUCAUACAAGUCCAAGUAGCUUAAACAAAAGUCUGACAAACGGAAAUAAAGAUGACCACCUUCAUCAAGACCCUUUAAAAUUAGAGAAGGACUCGCUGCUGGAAGAACUACGCAAGUUUGCAGAGGAAACAAAACGAGAAAAAGAGAAUUUUAAGAAAGCGGAAGCUGCAAUUGAUAAGGAGUACCAUGAUGAUUCGAUUUUUUUAAGUAUGAGGGCAAAUCCAAAACUAAACUUCUCAAAAUUUUAAUAUUUGUUUACCUUCUAUUACGUAUCUUGCUUUGAAACUUUAACUUCAUAAUUUCGACAUUUAAGGAAUGUCAUUUUUCAUCUCAUUGAUAAUAAUGCCUCAGCUGUCACUGUUGAAUGUGUUAAGUAUACAAUAAGAAUAUUAGAAAAAGUGUUAUGUAAUUCAGUAAUUGUAAUGUCUCAACGACUGGUUGAGACUAGAGGAUAUUUAAAUUCUUGUUUUGUAUUGACUUUUUAUGUUUGUUCCUGUUUAACUGCAUUUUAAUUUGAUUUUUUAAUAAACGUUAUGUUGCAGGUCCAAAACA
Molecule: messenger RNA, 3805 nt
Organism: Folsomia candida
Lineage: Eukaryota; Metazoa; Arthropoda; Collembola; Entomobryomorpha; Isotomidae
Gene: xmas
Exons: 8
Coding region: 220-3501 (1093 amino acids)
Biological process (GO): mRNA export from nucleus
Cellular component (GO): nucleus; cytoplasm; transcription export complex 2
Source: RefSeq, a predicted model, not a curated record